Dromaius novaehollandiae (emu) is the source of this 4078-nucleotide messenger RNA. It is a transcript of the gene SLC7A11, whose product is annotated as solute carrier family 7 member 11. Lineage: Eukaryota; Metazoa; Chordata; Aves; Casuariiformes; Dromaiidae. The transcript has 12 exons. Gene Ontology annotation, biological process: amino acid transmembrane transport. Bases 358 to 1869 code for a protein of 503 amino acids. Gene Ontology annotation, cellular component: membrane. The record is from RefSeq and is a predicted model, not a curated record. Gene Ontology annotation, molecular function: L-amino acid transmembrane transporter activity.
UUUCUCAAAUGGCUGAUGCAAACCUGGAGAAUUUGCAUCAUCAUUCAGCUGGAGUAACUUGGUAUGACAAGAGCUUAAAUACAAGUCCACGCGGAAGCCGAGCUGGUUUCCAACGAUAGGCAGGACCAGCAAGCAGCGUGCAGGCGCAGGUGUUGCUGAGCAGGGCUCCGACCGCGGGGACGAGCCAAGCGCACUGAGAGCCUCCCAGCUGGGUGCAGGGGCAGCUGCAGGAGGCAGGGACUAAGCAGCUAGUUACACAAGGAGGGGGAAAAAAAACCAAAAAAACGCUUAACAACUAAGUUUGUGCUACAAACUUUCUGCCUGCGCUUGCCUGGGGUGUGCUAGGGGCACUGUAGCAUGUUCAGGAAAGCUGCUGUCACCGCAGCCUCUAAUGGGAGCUACCUGCAGGGGCAAUCCAACGGCAGGCUGCCCUCCCUGGGCAGCGGGCAGCCGGCCCAGGCGGAGAAAGUGGUGCUGAAGCAGAAGGUGACGCUCCUGAGGGGGAUAUCCAUCAUCAUCGGCACCAUCAUCGGCGCCGGCAUCUUCAUCUCGCCCAAGGGGAUCCUGCAGAACACGGGCAGCGUGGGCAUGUCCCUCUCCGUCUGGGCGGCCUGCGGCGUCCUCUCCCUCUUCGGUGCCCUCUGCUAUGCUGAGCUAGGAACAUGCAUUAAGAAAUCCGGUGGUCACUACACCUAUAUCCUGGAGGCCUUUGGUCCAUUACCUGCUUUUGUGAGAGUCUGGGUUGAAUUGCUCAUCAUUCGCCCUGCUGCCACAGCAGUGAUAUCGUUGGCAUUUGGACGCUAUAUUUUGGAACCCUUCUUUAUGCAGUGUGAGAUCCCAGAACUUGCAAUUAAACUUAUUACAGCUGUUGGUAUCACGUUGGUGAUGGUCCUGAAUAGCACAAGUGUCAGCUGGAGUGCCCGCAUUCAGAUUUUCCUUACCUUUUGCAAGCUUGUAGCAAUUCUGAUAAUUAUAGUCCCUGGAGUUAUCCAGCUAAUUAAAGGAGAAACACAGCACUUUAAAAAUGCCUUUACAGGGAAUGAUGCCAGUGUUAUGGGGUUACCACUUGCUUUCUAUUCAGGAAUGUAUGCUUACUCAGGCUGGUUUUACCUCAAUUUUGUUACUGAAGAAGUGGAAAACCCUGAAAAAAACAUACCCCUCGCAAUAUGCAUUUCAAUGAUUAUCGUCACAGUUGGCUAUGUGUUAACAAACGUGGCUUAUUUCACUACAAUCAGUGCUGGGGAAUUGCUGCUUUCAAAAGCUGUAGCAGUGACGUUUGCUGAACGUUUAAUGGGAAACUUUUCUUUAGCUGUACCAGUAUUUGUUGCCCUUUCCUGCUUCGGCUCUAUGAAUGGUGGCAUUUUUGCUGUCUCCAGGAUGUUCUUCGUUGCCUCCCGUGAGGGUCACCUUCCGGAAAUCCUCUCCAUGAUUCAUGUCCGCAAGCACACUCCUCUGCCAGCUGUCAUUGUUUUGCACCCUCUCACAAUGAUAAUGCUAUUCAAUGGGGAUCUCUACAGCCUCCUGAAUUUCCUCAGUUUUGCCAGGUGGCUUUUUAUUGGACUAGCAGUUGCUGGGUUGAUUUAUCUCAGAUAUAAACGUCCUGAUAUGCCUCGUCCUUUCAAGGUGCCUCUAUUUAUACCAGCACUGUUUUCUUUCACCUGUCUCUUCAUGGUUGCACUGUCACUUUACUCUGAUCCAGUCAAUACUGGGAUUGGAUUUGCAAUAACCCUGACUGGAGUUCCCGCCUACUACCUCUUUAUCGUAUGGGACAAGAAGCCAAAGUGGUUCAGAAAGCUCUUAGACAGGGUAACUAUAACACUGCAAAUCAUCUUGGAAGUUGUCCCAGCAGAGGAAGACCAGAAAUCAUGAUCCUCAUGUACCUGAAAAUGCGGCUUUUGACUUGGUGUUUCAUUUCAACCUGAGGAAGAGGGUAGGGAGGUUUCUUCCCAUCCUAAUAUUCUGCAAACUGGAAGAACAAGUCACAGCUGAGAUGCAUACUGAAUGAGUCAGUUACCAGAGCUGUAUUUUAUCAUGUUGCAAAGUUUCUUAAUGUGGUUGGUUUAUAUGUCGAAAGCAAGAACAGAAACAACAAGAGAACACCUCUCUUUACUAUUUCUUCUAUUACAGUGUCAUAUUUUAACAAACUGUAGGUUCUUCAAACUAGGAUUUUUUUGCAUUAUCACUGAAAAUAUGUUUAAGCAAUGUUCAAAUAAUAGUCGGCUAUACUGUGAAGAAUGUAUCCUGCUUGCUGUCCCUGAAGAACCUAAUUCUCACCAGAGAAAGGAUGAGAUAGAGCUGCUGAGUUUCAGCUAAUAAUAAUGUUCUUCCCGUCAGUCCGACUGGCAGCCGUAUUUUACUUCUUUUGUCUCACUGGGAGCACCAGCACAUUGAUGUAGAAAUACAAUGGUUUCUACCACCUUUGCGGUGGCAAGUUCAAGGUUAUUUUGUUCCAGAGUUGUUACAACAUAGCAUAUAGGAGCAUCUUCUGAGAAUGAAUGUUUAUGCCAGUGGGGCAGGUAGCUUUUAGCUUUGGGGCAGUAAUUUCAUACCUUUUAAAGUUUCUACCACUCUGAAAAUUAUUACUGUUUUUACUGACAUUUCUUUGUGUACAUAUACAUAGGAAAUACAGCAACAAAGUAAUUGCCUUCAAACAAGUAAAACAAACCAUUUGAAUGCGACCUCCACUGGUGUACAAAUAUUUUUCUAUCUGGAAACAUAUGGACCUGCAGGUAUCAGUCAGGCAAAACUGCUUUUAAAGUUUUAUAUAGUUGUUGAUAGGAUUGUUGAAAUGAAUAAUAGUCACUGGUUAUAUAAUCAGUGGGAAUUCUGUACAGACAUGGAAAUAAAUGCAGUACUAUUUUAUGAGUAAGGUGUAAGGCAAGCUAUAACAGAUUUGUUGAUUUGAGUAGGACAUGUACCUAAUCUGUGGGUUUUUAUUUGAGCACAUUUCAAUUAACUGGGCUUUUGAACACCAUGAAAGAGGUGCUCUGCCGACAUCUUCUUCCUGGUUUUAUCUCAGCUGAAACAGGGAGAAGCUAUCAAAACUGAUAAAAUCAAACUAAAUUGAAGUUUCAUCUUCAGAAUAAUGUUUAAGCUGAGACUUGGCUCAAAUAUGAGUUGAAGUUUUGCCCUUUUUAUUAAAAAUAGCUGUGGAUAAAAGACAUUUUUUAAUGCUUAAAAAUGCUGUUUUAUAUUGUUAGUCAAAGACUACUCAACCUUAAGAUUAAGGUUCGUUAUCACUCUGUUGAGAAGAUGUUUAAACAUUCAAUGCACUACGUCUAGGACUGUUUGCUAUUAGUCGUGUGUUUCAUCAAAACUUUUAUGAAAUUAAGACAGCAACAUUAGACUUCCUAAACUGGGAGAAAAGCACAACUAGUAGCCAGACCACUACAGUAAAGGGAGACUGUAUAUUGUAUAUGUAUUGUAUAUAUCCAGAACAACUCCUGCCAUUUUAAGGGUUUACAGUAAAAUGUCUUAAAAUUUGUACAUGUUAAUGUCUUAAAAUUUGUACAUGUUUUUCCUACCUAUAUUUCUAUGGUGGAGCUUCAUAGAAAUAGGGAAAUGGAAGUAACUGAUGAUGUAAAAGAGAAGUAAUUUAAGACACAGAAAACAUAUUACAAAAUAUUUUUUCUUUAAAUGUUUUCUGUUUACAGUAACUUAAAGUGUUAUUUGAAACUUUGUUAGACAAACAUUUUGGGAUAGAUUUUUAUGUUGACAGCGCAUGUGUCUGACGAGCAUUUACGUUUGAGUCAGGAGUGGGCUUCCUGGCCAUCCCCGUUCGCCAUGUUUUGGCUCACAUCAUCGUGGUGCAUCUUCAAAGCACACAGCUGCCUUCCUCUCCGAUGAAAGGAAGCUGCCUGGAAGUGCCACCUAACAUGCUCCUCCACUCGUGGAUGUUCAGUGCGUCGCACCACAGCUGGUCCGAAGCAAAACCUCCUGCAACGGCAAAGGCAAGGAUGCUGGGUCUUCAGCGCCGACUCUUUAAUUCCACAUAUUCACUCCUAAUGCGCCGCAUUACUUGAUAAUUUAGACACAGACAGUGUUAACUUCUGGAAAUAAAUGGCCUCUGUAAGAUUAA